Messenger RNA from Humulus lupulus (European hop), 1561 nucleotides. RefSeq names its product desmethyl-deoxy-podophyllotoxin synthase-like. Bases 9 to 1553 code for a protein of 514 amino acids. Gene Ontology annotation, molecular function: monooxygenase activity; oxidoreductase activity, acting on paired donors, with incorporation or reduction of molecular oxygen; heme binding. The transcript has 2 exons. NCBI's taxonomy places the organism in Eukaryota, Viridiplantae, Streptophyta, Magnoliopsida, Rosales, Cannabaceae. The record is from RefSeq and is a predicted model, not a curated record.
CUCUUCACAUGUCCCAAAUGAUGCAGUUUUCAUCUUUUCAUGUUCUCAUUACUACUUUUCUCUUCUUAACAUCAUCACUACUGUUUCUUUGGAGGAGAUCCAUAGCCAAGGCUCAAAAUGCCAAUUUGCCCCCAGGACCUUGGAAGGUCCCAAUUAUUGGGAACUUGCAUCAGUUGGCUUUGGGUGGCUCAUUACCGCAUUACUCCUUAAGAAACUUGGCCAAAAAAUAUGGACCAGUUAUUCAUCUGCGGUUAGGAGAGGUUUUGGCUAUACUAAUUUCCUCACCAGAAGCAGCCAAAGAGAUUUUGCAAACACAUGACCUGGUGUUUGCUCAAAGGCCUCAUACUCUUACAAUGGAAGUGAUCUCAAAAGAACACCCGGGUAUUAUUUCUUCUCCCUAUGGCGAAUACUGGAGGCAAAUGCGAAAAAUUUGUGUGCUGGAGCUGCUAAGCACGAAGAGAGUCCAAUCAUUCAAGACAGUAAGAGAAGAAGAAACAUGGAGUAUGAUUGAGUCCAUCUACUCUUCCCAUGGGGUCACCAUCAACCUUAGCAAGAUGAUAUUUUCCAUGACGAAUUCCGUGAUUUCCAGGGCGGCCUUCGGGAAGAAAUGCAGGGGCCAAGAGGAAUUUGUGUCAACACUUGACGAGUUGGUGAAGUAUGGAACAGGUUUAGAUAUUGCUGAUUUGUUCCCUUCACUCAAAUUUGUUGGUGUUGUUACUGGAAUGAAGCCUACUUUGCAGAGGUUAUACCAGAGACUUGACAAAACUCUUGAUGAUAUUAUUAAUGAUCAUAUUGUGAAAGCAAAAGAACAAAUCAUCAGAAAUGAACUUGAUGAACCACAGGAAGAGGAUUUAGUUGAUGUGCUCUUAAGACUCCAAAAGUCAAAUGAGCUCAAAUUUGAGGUCACAACCAAUCACAUAAAAGGUGUCAUUCUGGAUAUUUUGGCUGCUGGAGGAGAAACUGGAGCAGCUAGCAUAGAAUGGGCAAUGGCAGAGCUACUUAAAAAUCCAAGAGUAAUGAAGAAGGCACAAGAUGAGGUACGAAAAGUCUUGCGAGGAAAGGCGAAGAUUGAAGAAGCUGAUGUUCAAAAACUGGAUUACCUGAAAUCAGUAGUUAAAGAAACACUAAGAUUACAUCCUUCUGCUCCCUUGUCAGUAAGAGAGGCCAGGGAAAGUUGUAAAGUUCUUGGAUAUGAAAUACCAUACAAAGCAAGAGUGAUAAUCAAUUUGUGGGCAUUAGGGAGAGAUUCAAAACAUUGGAACAAUGCUGAGAGGUUUCAGCCAGAGAGGUUUCAUGGUUCUUCCAUUGAUUUUAUAGGAACCAACUUUGAGUUCAUUCCAUUUGGGGCAGGAAGAAGGGUAUGUCCAGGAAUAUCCUUUGGUAUUUCAAACAUUGAGAUGGCACUUGCUCAGUUGUUGUAUCACUUUGAUUGGAAACUUGCCAAUGGUGCCAGAUUUGAGGAGCUAGACUUGACUGAGGUUUUUAGUGCAACCAAUAGGAUCAAGAACAAUUUGUUAUUGAUUGCCAAACCCUUAGUUCUCUUUAAUGAGUAAGCACAUUA